This is a messenger RNA of Setaria italica (foxtail millet), 2113 nucleotides long. Its product is annotated as tubby-like F-box protein 12. The transcript is spliced from 5 exons. Gene Ontology annotation, molecular function: protein binding. The coding region runs from base 519 to 1868 and encodes 449 amino acids. Lineage: Eukaryota; Viridiplantae; Streptophyta; Magnoliopsida; Poales; Poaceae. The record is from RefSeq and is a predicted model, not a curated record.
UUAUUUUGGGAGUAAAAGUCCCAACACGAAAUAUCUCCUCCCUCCCGCCCGCGUUCCCCAUUUCCCCUUCCUACUACCCUGCUCUCUAACUCUAGCUCUACCCGAGGCUAUCGCCUUCUCUGAUUCUCCCCAUUCUCUCCCCCAAUCUCCCCUCCUCUUCCCCGCCCCAGAUCGUAUCUGGCUAUCUGCACCUGUUCCUCUGCGAUUUGGGCUCGUCUUGUCUCCUGGUGCCUCAAAAGCUCGCGCCUUUACAAGGUUGAAAGGCCACAAAUCAGAGGGGAAUUCGGAGCGCAACCAGGGGGCAAAAGGUCGCGAGGUUUUCUUCGUCCAAAGCUGAGCGCUUUUGCUGAUCUCCUUUGCAGAAAUCGCUUGCUUUGUGUGGGAAAGUCGGAUCUUUGCAGCAGAUUCGGGUUUGAAAUCUGUGUGAGAGUCGACGAACAGGAUUUGGAUAGGCAGGCUCACUCUGAAGAUCUUGAUCACCACAAGAAAUUUCCAGUUAUUGUGCCUUUUCACUGGACAUGUCCUUCCGCAGCAUAGUUCGUGAUGUUAAGGAAAGCUUUGGUAGCUUAUCAAGACGGAGUUUUGAGGUUAGAAUUUCUGGUCUGCCUGGUCUUGGUCAUCACAGAGGGAAAUCUGUUGGAUCUCUGAGCAACCUGCACGAUAGACCUAUAGUAGUUGAUCAAAGCAGGUGGGUUGGUCUUCCUCCCGAAUUGCUUCGAGAUGUAAUGAAAAGGCUUGAGGAAGGUGAGAGCACUUGGCCAUCCCGCAAAGAUGUUGUUGCUUGCGCAGCAGUUUGCGGAACAUGGAGAGAGAUAUGUAAGGAUAUAGUGCCCAGUCCAGAAUUUUGUGGAAAGCUCACUUUCCCGGUGUCACUUAAACAGCCGGGACCUAGAGAUGAAAUGAUACAGUGUUUUGUAAAAAGGGACAAAUCAACAUCAACUUAUUAUCUUUACCUAUGUCUUAGCCCUGCUGUCCUCAGCGAGAAUGGAAAAUUUCUACUAGCAGCUAAGAGGAAUCGCCGUACAACCUAUACUGAGUACAUCAUUUCUAUGGAUCCUAAAAAUAUAUCACGUUCAAGUAAUGGCUAUGUUGGAAAAAUGAGGUCAAAUUUUCUUGGCACCAAAUUCGUCGUGUACGACACUCAGCCGCCAUACAAUGCUGGGAGCCUUGUUUCGUGUGGACGCAGCAGCCGUAGAAUCUCCUCUAGGAGGGUUUCCCCCAAGGUACCCACUGCUAGCUAUCCUAUUGCCCAGGUGAACUAUGAGCUAAAUGUGCUUGGCACAAGGGGGCCCAGGCGUAUGAAUUGCACCAUGCAUUCCAUCCCAGCCUCAGCAAUGGAACCUGAAGGCAUGGUACCUUGCCAACCCAAGCAGCUCUUCCUCCCCGCCUCGUCUUCCUACGAAGAAUCCUUUCGCAGUGCAAACACCUCUUCCAGCUCAAGGUUCUCGGUUACAGAUCGCUCCUUGGACUUCAGCUCCUCUCGCUUCUCAGAAGUAAGCGGGGUGAUCCAGCAAAAUGAGGAUGAUGGUCAGGCCAAGGAGAGGCCUUUGGUUCUCCGCAAUAAAGAGCCAAGGUGGCAUGAGCAGCUGCAAUGUUGGUGCCUCAACUUCCGUGGUCGGGUGACCGUGGCUUCUGUGAAGAACUUCCAGUUGAUAGCUGCGCCACAGCUAGAUGCUGUGCCCUCUGAAUCAUCGCAGCAGGCUCAGCCUUCGAGUUCAUCUUCAGCAUCUGAUCAUGAUAAAGUGAUCCUGCAGUUUGGUAAGGUUGCCAAGGACAUGUUCACAAUGGACUACCGAUACCCGCUCUCAGCAUUCCAGGCCUUCACCAUCUGUUUGACGAGCUUCGACACCAAGCUGGCUUGUGAAUAGAUUAGAGAUGAGAACAGGCAUGUAGGGCAAUAAGUAUUUAUAUGUUGUGUGUGUGCUGGUGUAGUUUGUUGCCGUGGUUGAUUCAGUCAUUUGUUUGCCCUAGUGUGGUGUGGCUUGUCAAAGCUAAGAACCGGCAAUUGUUCUGAGCUGCAGGUGCUUGGUACAAAUUUUCAUGUCUGUAACUUGUAAUGGCAAAAUGUGCAGACAUUACCUCAAGUCUUCCAGGUUUCAAUUCCUUGAUGGUU